AUGGAUACAGAAUUAGAAAACGACGAUGCCCAAGUUACAAGUCAGCAGCAACCAUUGUUUUCUAGGGCUCCCUCUUAUGCUUCAGCCAACACAACGAACACUCACGACUUCUCCACAACGGUUCGAAUAAGAGAAACAACCAAUACAGAGCAACCUCAAGAAAUCAAUUCACUCUACUUUGCAACAUACCGACCUAUUCAAAAUUCUUGUACGAUAUCUAGACGACAAAACCAUCCCCUACAGCUUCGCAUGCGUUUACAUACGUUACUUACAUCCGCUGAAGGAGAAGGUCCCAAGGAGUUUAACGAUAUGGUCUCGAGGAACAACAAAAGCGAGCUUUGUUGGUUUGUGUCAAUGUUAACGUCAGAAUCCGAUUACUUUUUCCAGAUUGUCAAUGAUAGAAAAGGAUCAAGACGCGUUAGGAGGCUCUUAGGAAAAUUUCAAGAGACGGACGAAAUAUUAUUGAACGCUAUCGUGCAUAGGUUCAUCGAUGUCAUGACAGGGAAAUACAGUUAUCUCGUUGCGAUAACAGCUUCCAAGGUCUUGGAGAGCUUCGUAUUGGUUAGUCUCACGCUCCGUGACGCGCUUUACUUAGCGAGUGACAAAAUCGGGUGCAUCGCACUUAACCAAAUGAUAACCAAAUCAAAAGAUGUCUUCAGACAAGAGUUCCUUUACGAAAUAGCGGAAAACUCUGAUUGGCUAAGCAUGGACGAUUCAGGGACCUUUGUGGUACAGCACGUGCUUAGCUUGAAUGACUUGAGAUGUACGAACCGUGUAGCGCUUCGGCUCUGUGGUUACUACGUUGAGCUUUCGUCUCAGAGGCGUGGUAGCUACAUCGUGGAGCAGAUUCUCAAGUCUAGAUCGAUGGUAGCUUUGGAUUUGGUCGUGGGUGAGCUAAUGGAGUGUGGUGGAUUCACGUUGUUUAGGCUGGCUCGGCAUGAGUUUGGGAACUAUGUUGUGCAAAAGGCGUUGAGAGUCACGCAGAGCGAAGGCAGGCUUGAUUUGUUUUUGGGCCUCGUUAAGAAGUUGAAGUUGUUUCCUUUUCUUGAUCUCUUGCGUUGGUCUCAUCACGGGAGGAACAUUGCGGCGAUCAUCGAUUCAACAAUUAUAUGA
Messenger RNA from Capsella rubella, 1113 nucleotides. RefSeq names its product pumilio homolog 18. Gene Ontology annotation, cellular component: cytoplasm. The coding region runs from base 1 to 1113 and encodes 370 amino acids. The transcript has a single exon. Lineage: Eukaryota; Viridiplantae; Streptophyta; Magnoliopsida; Brassicales; Brassicaceae. Gene Ontology annotation, molecular function: mRNA binding. The record is from RefSeq and is a predicted model, not a curated record. Gene Ontology annotation, biological process: post-transcriptional regulation of gene expression.